This is a messenger RNA of Osmia bicornis bicornis, 3666 nucleotides long. RefSeq names its product CD151 antigen-like. NCBI's taxonomy places the organism in Eukaryota, Metazoa, Arthropoda, Insecta, Hymenoptera, Megachilidae. The record is from RefSeq and is a predicted model, not a curated record. Gene Ontology annotation, cellular component: membrane. Bases 322 to 1329 code for a protein of 335 amino acids. The transcript is spliced from 7 exons.
CCCCGUGCAAUGCCGCACGUUGCAUCCAGCUGGUGCAGGCUGCUGCAACCUGCGGUAAAUCGAGCGCGGCAAUAAAAUCGAUACCGUGUCGAUCCGGAUUUUUCCUACUCGUCGGUCGAUCGUAAAUGAUACCUGUAAGGUAGAACGUCAUUAUGGUCGAGCGUUUAAUUGAAAUGGGAAUAGUGUGACAAGUUGAAAGAGAAAGACAAAAGGCACGAUGGAAAGUUAACGAGUGACAGUAGUUAUCGAUGAAUCGAACCGGCUAGAAUGUGAACAGAAAACGGAAGAGAAGGAUACGUAAAAGAGAGGGAGAGACGUACAAUGGAGAGAGUUUUCGGCGGAAGAGAGGAUAACUGGAGUGGAUUUAAUUGGCUCGUUCCUAAAUCGAGCAUGGAAAGAGAGAUCGUGGACGCGUACGGUGUCUCCUCGUCCGAAGACGGCUGGCCCAUCAAUAUGCCACGAGUCGGUGACGAGGUGACGACGACGACGACGAGCACAACAGGGACGCAAGAAGAAGAAACGAAUCAAGCAAUCAUGGCUAAAAGCGCCGAGAGGCUUCCCGGUACUUCCGGCAGGUCGAGGAGCAGAGACGACGGAUGCUGUUCGGUGAACUUCCUGAAAUACGUUCUUCACAUCUACAAUGUAGUGUUGUUCUUGUCUGGACUAGUGGUAGGCGGGAUCGGUAUCUGGACAGUGAUCUCGAAGCACUUCUACGUGUCCCUGAUGACGACCUCCACGUAUCCAACCCUUGCCUAUGCUCUGAUCGCCGCAGGUGCCCUUGCUGUGAUCGGUAGCUGGCUCGGAUGCGGCGGUGUAACUGCCGAAAACAGAUGCGUUCUUCUCAUAUACGUGUUCGUGGUGAUGCUAGUGUUCGUCCUAGAAGCGGGCGUCGGUGCACUAGCACGUCUCUACGAGGAACAAGUCGGUCCCGAGUUGAAGAUGAAUCUUAAUCAUACGUUUCUGGAACACUAUUCGGUGAGGAGCAGGGAAACUUACGCGAUCGACCAGAUGCAAAGAGAGUUUAAAUGCUGCGGAGCCCUGAGAUUCGAGGACUGGCUAGUGAGCGAGUGGCACAAGGACGAGGAAGUCCUUCAGGACGGCAGGCUUGUUCCUGAUAGCUGUUGCAAAACAGAGACGUUCCACUGCGGGAAGAGGGAUCACCCGUCGAACAUCCAUUACACGGGUUGCAUCUACAAGUUCCUGGAAACAACAAAGGACCACUUAAUCAUCUUGGGCGCAGUGGGGCUUGGCCUGUCGGUGCUUGAAUUAUUCGGUAUCGUGUUGGGCUCCUGCCUUUAUAUCAAGCUCAGGCACGACUUCGAUGACUGAGAAUUGCUUGAAAUUCGCGAAAGCAACAACAACGGCCGUUCCUGGUGCAGAUACAUGCAGAACGAUGCCGGAACCGUUUGAUCGUCGGGGCGGAAGCGAAGAGGAGCGGCCAUCCAAAGGGAUCCCCGUCUUCCGUCGUUCGCCAUUCAGCAUUUCCUACAUUUCUGACGCUCUUCUGCAGCCUCUCACAAAGGGAGACUGUAGCAUUCCUGCCCGAUUUCUUUUCCUUUCGCCAAAUGUGCAGGGUGUGGUUAAGGAAUGCAAUACAAGUGGCCAGAGGGUGCCAGUUCGAUAUUAAAAUUUUAAUAUUCAACAUUUUUUAAUAUUCUACAAUUUUUCAUAUCAGGGUGAAAUGUGUUUCGAUUUGUUAUAUACCCUCCAAGAAGGUAUCGCUCUCUGCCCAUUUCUGCCACGUUCUUCGCGCCAACCUGUAUAAGGGUUCCAAGGGAAAGAAACAGUUGUUAGCAAGAAAAUAAAAGAGGAGAUCGUGCGUGAAUUGGAGCCACCGCCGCAACGAUUAUUCCUACAAUAGGAACGUUCAAAGGGUCUCUCUUUCUUUCCUGACAUUCUUGCUAUGCAGGAAUCAAAGAGAGGUACGAGUUAACAAGCGAAGAGAAGAAACUAGAGCCAAGUUACCGAGAUAUUGAGAUUCGAUGAGAAACAGGGAUGAAUGGAAACCAGUUUCUCACUCGUCGUUCAAACGAACACAGGACUUCCGUCUUUCGUCUCUUUGAUCGGUCGAGGAAAAGCAGAGAGAUGCUGAAAAGUCUUCGGAUGAAUCUCAAUGAAUCCUUGACCACUGCCCAAAAGAAAGGGACACCUCUAUUGUCCCUAUGUAAUUGUACCCAUGACGAUUUUAGAGAAAACGUUUUAACGAAGAUCCUUUUUGAUCGAUUCAAGGAGAGUAUGCUCCUCAUCACGGUUGGACAUCAAAGACCCAAAGUAUCUUCUUUCGUUUAGAAGGAAGAAAGAUUUCUUCUGAUCGAACAUCGAUUAUAAUGUUCGUCAUACGCGACAGAUGAUCUCUGCUAUGUUAAACAUACUCAGUUUCACUGUUAGCGAAAUCCCUCCCGUACAAAUCGCGCUGUCUCUUUGUAUACUGCCGUUACGAAUCCGCACAAAUGUUUCUAAAGGUAUAUUUCAUCGUACAGGCUGAAGUAUUUAUCCACCUGAGAUGUUAUUUUUUAGAAAUGCGAAGAAAUAUUGCUUAGGACAGUUGUAAGCUAUAAUUUAAUUAACCCGCUUUUCUAUGGUGGCGACGUGUAGCGGUGAUUUGAAGAACUACUGUAAGCAUAUUUUUACGCCCCCUAUCGGCGAAAUCGAAAAGCUCCUUUUUAGCACCAUCAGUAGGUGGCGCCACGUAUUUUCAGCGGAUUUUUUAAAAUAAAAAUUCCUUUUUUCACCUCUUUCUAGCUGUGUCGUCAGCACAGUAUUCUUUCGUAUUUCUAAAAAAAUAUCUUAGGUGAAGGAAUUACUUCUCCACUCUGUAUGCGAGAAAUGGAAUUAGCGUUCUUAGCUAAUAAAAUCACGACGUUCCAGUGGUCAAAGCACACCGCUAUUCCUUCGGGGCAAGCAGACCCUGUUUGUCGAUAAAAUGGACCACUCAGUUGUCCUGAUUUUUCAAGAAAAAUUAAAAAAGGAAAAAAAGAAUAGCUAGGUGUAGCUAUGAGAAUCUUUUUUUAUAAUUUAUUCGACAAAACGACGAUGAAUCUUAUAGGUCGUUCGUCGUACAAUUCAAGGACGCAUGUCGAAGAUUUUAAACGAUAAAAGAAAAUGUAACAUUGAUAGAGUUGAACUCGAACAGAACUGUAAAAACAGUGCCUUGAUGAAUAGCGUUAAGUUGAGAGAUAUUUUAAAUUAUCUACGGUGUAAAGAGAGAGGAUGCGUUAGUGUUGUAAAUGUACGUACAGUAUUUAUCUAUUUAUCUGUUGCUUCGCCGAUCGACACAAGCCUUUCGCGCAUUAUUUAUAAACAAUCGCUACGUUUGUCGUACAACGAAUGGAAUGAAAAAAGCGUGCGAGUUGUAUCGACGAUUGCACGCGUAUUGCAUGUACAAAUUCUACAAUCACGUGAUUCUCUGUUAAUUAUAUCUUUAGUCCUUCGUCAAUUCUUGCUUUAACGCAAUCGUCGAAUCAAUGUUGCACACGAGACAAAGUUUAUAAAAUACAUAUUUUACUAUCACGCCAAGGCGUUAUACACGUUAUUUUAUUCUUAACGUUAUUGUCUUCUUUAUUGGUAUCACGUGUACAUGUACUGUCUGUUAGUGUUUAGAAACUUUAUAAAUAUUGUACAUAUCAGACACCCUAUUCUGUUACGAAUAAAAUUAUUGAAAUCGUA